AUGGCCUCCGGAUAUGUCAAAACUCUCACUAAGCAUCAGUUCCGACUAGAGCGCAAGUACCGACGGCGCGCGGCGCUCAAGUACGCUCGGCCCAAGUUCAUCAAGACUGUCACCUUGGCGCAAUGGGUGGUUAUUGGCUUUGUCGUGGUUUACGCGGUUCUCUUCAUGAAUUGGGAUACAAAGGAUACGCCAUUCGAUGGGAUUCGAGACAGCGUUUUCUCUGGGGUUAAGGCUGUGUUUUCUAGUCCCCACCACCGGGCGGUCAAGCGAGCAGAUGAUGGCACCGCGGCUGGUUCUGGGAAAUAA
Penicillium oxalicum is the source of this 306-nucleotide messenger RNA. RefSeq lists its product as uncharacterized. The record is from RefSeq and is a predicted model, not a curated record. The coding region runs from base 1 to 306 and encodes 101 amino acids. Lineage: Eukaryota; Fungi; Ascomycota; Eurotiomycetes; Eurotiales; Aspergillaceae. The transcript is spliced from 3 exons.